Drosophila serrata is the source of this 2733-nucleotide messenger RNA. Its product is annotated as solute carrier family 53 member 1. Gene Ontology annotation, molecular function: inositol hexakisphosphate binding; phosphate transmembrane transporter activity. Gene Ontology annotation, biological process: phosphate ion transport; cellular response to phosphate starvation. The record is from RefSeq and is a predicted model, not a curated record. Lineage: Eukaryota; Metazoa; Arthropoda; Insecta; Diptera; Drosophilidae. Gene Ontology annotation, cellular component: plasma membrane; Golgi apparatus; cytoplasm.
UCGCUGAGUGCGGUAGCUCUUCUCCAGCCACCACAUCUUCGUUGGACCAAAAUCUACGACGACGCGCUUCAGUGCAGCGGACGCCGAUCAACGGAACGGAUCCGAUACGUACUGGACUGAGCUAGCCCUAGACAUAUAGCCAUGAAGUUCGCCGAGCACCUGUCGGCGCACAUAACGCCCGAGUGGCGUAAACAGUACAUCAACUAUGAGGAAAUGAAGGCCAUGCUUUACCUGGCCGUGGAGGAGGCCCCGUCGGUGGAAAGUGUUGAAGAUGAUGUGCUGAAGCGUCAUUUUGCCAACUUUGACGAGAACUUCUUUCACUACUGCGACAAGGAACUCAAGAAGAUCAACACAUUCUACUCGGAGAAGCUGGCGGAGGCAACGCGAAAGUUUGCCACCUUAAAUGCCGAGCUUAAGACGUCCAUUGAGGAGUCGGAGCGCAGUGCCAAGAAGUCCAAGGGUCAGAAGCGACACGCCGCUUUGCCGGAUCGCAAAGCCCGUGAGCUAAAGUUGGCCUUCAGCGAGUUCUAUUUGAGUCUGAUCCUCCUGCAGAAUUACCAGAAUCUGAAUCACACCGGUUUCCGGAAAAUCCUAAAGAAGCAUGACAAGCUUUUACGCGUGGACACCGGUGCCAAGUGGCGGCAGGAAUAUGUGGAGGCAUCACACUUCUUCACCAACAAGGACAUUGAUAAUAUCAUCAAUGAAACAGAGACAACGGUCACUGGUGAACUGGAGGGUGGUGAUCGUCAGCGGGCAAUGAAACGUUUGAGAGUUCCGCCUCUUGGGGAACAGCAAAGUCCAUGGACCACCUUCAAGGUUGGUCUCUUCUCCGGCAGCUUCAUAGUGCUGGGCAUUGUGGUCGUACUGUCGGCAAUCUUCCAUGAGAUUAGCGGUGAGAAUCUGAAGGUCACGUUUCGUCUGUACCGUGGUCCCCUGCUCAUCAUCGAGUUCAUCUUCCUCAUUGGCGUGAAUAUCUACGGCUGGCGGUCAUCUGGCGUGAAUCAUGUUCUUAUCUUUGAGCUUGAUCCGCGGAAUCAUUUAUCGGAGCAGCAUCUCAUGGAACUGGCGGCUAUUUUUGGCGUUGUGUGGACGCUCAGCAUGCUGAGCUUCCUGUAUAGUGCCAGUCUGGCCAUACCGGCGUUCAUCAAUCCGUUAACACUCACCCUGAUCAUGGUGCUGUUCCUGGCCAAUCCAUUUCACGUCCUCCAUCACGACGCCCGCUUCUGGCUGUGGCGGAUUACGGGUCGCUGCCUCUCUGCCCCAUUCUUCCAUGUGGGCUUUGCUGAUUUCUGGCUGGGUGAUCAGCUGAAUUCGUUGGCCACGGCCAUACUGGACUUUGAAUACCUCAUCUGCUUCUACUUUACGAAUGGGAACUGGACGGAGGCAAAGGAUGCUUCUAUAUGCAUGGAGAAGGAUUUUAUCAUCCGGCCGAUUGUCAACUGCUUGCCUGCCUGGUUUCGAUUUGCACAGUGCCUGCGGCGAUAUCGUGACUCGAGAGAGGCCUUCCCUCACCUGGUGAAUGCCGGGAAAUACUCCACCACAUUUCUUGUGGUGAUCUUUGCUACGCUCAAGAGUUUCCACAGUCCGAACUAUGCCAGCACAUUUGACAAUCCAUACACUUGGCUGUGGAUUAUAGCUUCUAUUGUGUCCUCCUGCUAUGCCUACACUUGGGAUAUCAAAAUGGAUUGGGGUCUGUUUGAUAAGAAUGCUGGAGAGAAUACGUUCCUGCGCGAGGAAGUCGUCUACUCAUCGACGGGCUUCUACUACUUUGCCAUUGUGGAGGACUUGGCACUUCGCUUCAUUUGGGUGCUGUCCUUCUAUCUCACCGAAAUGAAGAUAGUUAGUGGUGACAUUAUGACCUCCAUCACUGGCAUUCUAGAGGUAUUCCGUCGCUUUGUUUGGAACUUUUUCCGCCUGGAGAACGAGCAUCUCAACAAUUGCGGUAAGUUCCGUGCCGUGCGAGAUAUCUCGAUAGCACCACUGGACUCCUCCGAUCAGGCUCUCAUCCUGCGCAUGAUGGACGAGGGCGAUGGGGUAAUCAAUCGCUAUACCAAGACAAACAGGCCCAAGCCCAAGAAGGUCAAGGAUCCGGAGAAGCGUAGCCUGUUGCAGCCGCGUGGCUCGUUGCCCGACUUACGAAUCGAUAUGGAUAGUAAAAAGUUGUAGGCGAGAGAAUAGUGCUUCCUAAUGAACGAUUUUGCGGUGUAUGUAAACCAUGUUUUUUUUUUAUCUUGUUUAAUUCUAUAUAUAUCUCUUUUUUUUGCGUUGUUUAGCUAAUUUGUACAUUUAGUCACUAAGUACUUAAAGUUGAAGAGAGUGAGAGAGGAGAGAGAGACGAAAGUGUCGAGCAAUAAUUAGUGCCUAAGAUUUCGAACUAAUUUAGCAUUCCAUUUAUAUGCGGUAAAACGAACCAAACCUAUAUCUGAAACCUAUAUCAUUAACUGCAUAUAAAACCCUAAUACCUUAGCCGCCUAAGCCACAUUCCCCAAUAUUCCGAAGCCCUGAAAUUACGAGCCAGAAUUCCAAAAAACCAUACCUUCCACAAAAUUUAAACAAGACAGAGUUUGGAGCAGCUGAGAGAACGGCAGUAUUAGUACUUAGAAAAGAGCGAACAAACAGCAACCACAUUCCUUUAUCACUAAUUAGUUAGAUCUGUUGUCUGUCCAUCGAAACCCUAAAGGAAUUGUAUAUAAUAUAUAGACUACAUUUGUAUAUUUGUUGUUGUGCCUCCUG